UGGCUGGUCUACCGCGUUGGAGUCGUUGCCAUAGUGACGCUCCAGCAGGUGUUCUGUUGUGGCCUGUGUUACGCCGUCCUAAUUCUUGAGAAACUUUUAUACCCUCUUACAAAUGUUUCGUGGGGACCAAAAACCAAGAAACUGAAUGUGAGAGUCUAAAUGCGUGAAAAUGUGAGCAAUGUGGAUUGCCAGAACUUUCGUUUGGGUGCACCACUCCAAGGUCAACCAGUCUUAAUUUGCAAAAUGUAAAUUUUGCUGGCCUCUUGUGUGUUAGAAGUUAACAUGGCAUGGAUUGUUCGGCCCUUUACAUGCUCGCCUGGAAUCUAAUAAAAAACAGGGAUAUGACGACCAGCUCGUGGUUAAUAGUGAGUGAAUUUUAGUGGUUAAUGCAAUUCUAGAAAUACCUGUACUGUAUACAGUUUAGCAGUAAUAUGUGAGGUUGGAUAUCUCUGAAAAUAAGAUGACAAGAGAAUUUUAGUGACUGUAAUUCAUCAGUAUGUCAUGAAGAUAAAUCCAAAAUGAGGUUGUGAAAAUAUAAUGCAGUUUUCAAGGUAUAUGCAGAGAGCACUAUGCAAUACAUUAAUGCAGUUAAGGUGUCAGUAUAUAGCCAUGAUGGUGAGGCAGAUAGUAUGGUGUCAGCCUGGCAGGUUGAUGGUGGUGUUGAGUAUGGUGGUGGGUGUGAUGUUCCUGGUGGGGAUGUGGCAAAACCUUCUUACUGCACACACAGUCAACACUCCAUCUCCUCUCAGUGUCAAUCCACUUUAUCCAUCCCGCAUUCCACUAAUGGACUUGCCAGACUUCACAUAUAUAAUAAAUAAUGAUGUGUGUGGAAAAGAAGAUGUUUUUAUAACAGUAAUAAUCCACACUCACCCAGCUAACAGCAUAGAGCGUGACAUAAUGCGGCAGAAUGUUCCAUCAGAACACCUAAGGGACCUAGGAAUGCGUAGAGUGUUCCUACUGGCAAGGGCAGAGUGGCAAGAUCAAAAGUUAUACCAAAAGACGCCACAGUGGAGCAUAAACAAAGAAAACAUGGAGUAUCAUGAUAUAAUACAGGGUAAUUUCAAGGAACACUAUCACAACCUUACUUACAAGCAUAUCAUGGGACUGCAGUGGGCCACAAAUUAUUGCCCACAAACAAAGUAUAUUAUAAAAAUGGAUGAUGAUAUAGCUGUUGACCUGUACCAGUUUCGUGACAGACUCAAGUAUAGGUUUGAGGACAGAGAAAAUCUGAUUCUAGGACUGCUGCAGGUUGAAGCCAAACCAGUUCGAAAAAAAGAAAGCAAAUGGUAUGUGAGCCUGGAGGACUACCCAGAAAAAUACUAUGCCCCGUUCAUGUCUGGAUGGGCCUAUGCUAUGACUGUUGAUGCUGCCAGAGCCAUUGUGGAGGAGUCUCACAGGUGGCCAUACUUUUGGAUCGAUGAUGUCCAUGUUACAGGAACACUAGCUGAGAAGGUUGGUGUGAAGCGUGAGGGUCUGAACCGCUUCUACACUCUCCAUGUUGACCAUUUACACUGCUGUGUUGAGCUCCCGAAUAGUGCUGAUUAUUACUGUGAUUUCUUGGCUGGCCCAUCAGAAGGUGACCCAGAUGUGUUAGUUAAAGUGUUGAGUCAUGCAAGGUCGUGUUACGUAGACCCCUGCCAAAGACGCCCCCCAGAGGCUAGCGUGACCAAGACAUGCGUGAGAGCCAAAAUUCCCCCCUUGGCACCGUUAGGUAAAGGCCAUGGGGAAAUUGUAAAAAUUACAUAGACCAAAAAUUUAGAUAUUAGUUUUAAGUGACCAUUACUAUGGACUGAUUAUUUAUUCAGAAUUCCAAUUAGUAAUCUUUGAAAAGGAAGAACUAUACUGUGCUCAAGGAAUCUUUAGUGUACUCACAUUUUAUUUUUUCUUACAAAGAAUGUAUGAUGUCACCCUAAAUUUAAAGUGAAUACUGUAUAGUCUUGUUGAGUUCCAUGCAUAGUAAAGUUGAAUAGGUAUACUGUACUGUAUGAUGAAGCUCAAGUAUAACUGGGACUGUUGUGUUCAAUACUGUACAGUGUAAUAUAUAUUGUACAUGAUAAAAUUCAUGUCUAGCAAAGUAGUCUUAUUAAUAAUAUUUUAUCAUUUUGUUUAAAAGUACUUGUUGAGGAAAAAUGGAUUUGAAAACAAUCUGCAAUUUUUGUUUGGGUAAUUACAGGGGCUAUAUGAAACAGAAGUACACAACGUCAGUUUACCACUGAAUGGUUCUGGCAAAUGAAAACAAACCAUCACUGAACUGUUGGAUUUUAACGUGAAUGAAUUAACAGAGCAUCACUAUUUCCAUUUUUUUUUUCUUGGCAGCACUCAAUGGUUCACGUACUAAAAUCAGACAGUUCAAUAAUAGUUUGUUUUUAUUUGUCAGAAGCAUGUAGUGAUAUAAGGCAAUAGCAUGUUUGCAACUUCAUAAGAGAUUUCGAAAUUUAUUCAAAUAAAAAACUGCAGGUGAUUUUCCAAUUCAUUCAUCAUUACUAAACACUUUUAUAUAAGUAAGGCAAAACACUGUACAGUACUGUACUGUAUAAUAACCCAUUACUGUUUGUAAACUGCUUAUUGUAUUCAAAAUUAAUGCCUAAUUUGUUUAAAUCUAAUUUUUAACAUACUGAACUGUAUUAAAAAUGCUGUGUGAUGGAACUUUCAUUGUAUGCCAUGAACUGUUGGUUAGGGGUUCAUAUUAGCAGUUUAAAGUUGACACAAGUGUUUUUUUGUAGCUUGUAUGUGUAAAGAUAUUCCUGAUAUGUUUUUAGGAUGUGGCAGCUGAGUGCAUUCAGUGUUCAACAUCCUUCUCUAGGGUGCUGAGGACAAACAUUUAGUAGGUAGCUACCAAACAGGGAGGUACUACUGCCUGGGAAGAUAUUGGAAGCAUAAUGUGUUGCCUAAUGGUAGACCCUGCUGCCAUAUGGCAUCACGAAA
Homarus americanus (American lobster) is the source of this 2925-nucleotide messenger RNA. RefSeq names its product beta-1,3-galactosyltransferase 5-like. The coding region runs from base 538 to 1746 and encodes 402 amino acids. Gene Ontology annotation, cellular component: membrane. The record is from RefSeq and is a predicted model, not a curated record. Gene Ontology annotation, molecular function: hexosyltransferase activity. NCBI's taxonomy places the organism in Eukaryota, Metazoa, Arthropoda, Malacostraca, Decapoda, Nephropidae. The transcript has a single exon.